Amoebophrya sp. A120 is the source of this 772-nucleotide messenger RNA. The record is from the annotation of a GenBank genome assembly. Lineage: Eukaryota; Dinophyceae; Syndiniales; Amoebophryaceae.
CCUCCCUGCUCGUUUCCUCCGGGUGGUCUGCGACAUCAUGUUCCACUUGAGUAGCAAUAUGUAUAGCUAAAAACAGGUGUGAAGGAUCCUCCUCCUCCUCUUUUGUUAAAUGAAAACAAGGUGGUCUGGACGACCUACUUAUAGAGCUCGGCCUAAGGCGGAAAGUACGGCUAGUUCCAUUUUUCAGUGGAAGACAUGUUUUUGGUUCUCGACGAAGUUCAGACAUAUUUAUUUGUUGGAUUUUGGAGCGAGACAUUAUGUAUGAUUACCCUAGCACUUCAUCGUCCAGCACUAGUAAAACGACAUAUCAUGUGUACCAUUUAUUGAUUCAUAUGUACCCAUUGCCACCCCCCAAUAUUUGUUUCGUGAAAAAAUGGACAAGUCCUUUUUUUUUGUCGACCUUUGAGCUUCCUCGACCACUUUGUGCCUUUUGUUUUCAUCAUUCUCACCAGCAGCACAAAGUAGAUUACCCCCGUCAAAAAUAUCUUGAAUUUAAUUUUUCUACCCGAAAAAUUAUAGAGAUUGGCGUCACCUCAGCUAUCCAUGGAAAGUUGAAUUUGGGGUAAUUUGUCAAAGUGUUGACAGUUCCGUCGUACGAGCUCCAGCAAGAACAUAAACAACUUUAUCGCCUGAAAACUCUGCAAACGCCCGCAGUGGUGUACGAAAAGUUCAAAACAACAUCAAGAAGCUGGGGCGACAUAAUUCCGUGUAUAAUCAAGCAGUAUAGCAGACAGAAGCAGCAAUCUUCAUCAUAGUAGAAAUUGAAAUGCUC